UUUCAGAGCACCAUUUUCUCUCAACAAUGGAUUCCUCACCAGAACAUCCUAGUGGCGUAUUAUCAGAGGAAUCAAACGGAAAUCCUCGAUUGGAAGUGUUACUACCUUCUCUCUCUCUCGAUCAUUCCAUGAGUAACACCGUUCUGGAAGCUCCUAGUACUGACGAUGACGAAUUCUACAUUAACGGUGAAAAUGGAGGUAAUCUUUUGGAGCAGGGGAUAACUCCGAAGAGAACUACUCUUGCAAGAGCACAUUCGCUAACGAUUACGUCUUCGGCACCAACCGGUGAAGGCGCAGAGGUUAAUGGAUACACAAAUGAUACACCAAAAGCUAAUGUUGAGUCCCCAAUGAUGGAUGAAGCUUGGGAUAUGUUGAAGAAAUCUUACGUUUUUUACAAAGGUGUUCCUGUUGGUACGGUCGCUGCUUCUGAUCCUAGUGCUGAAGCUUUAAACUAUAAUCAGGUUUUUGUGAGGGACUUCUUUCCUAGUGCACUAGCUUGCCUAAUGAAAGAUCCCCCAGAUACUGAAAUUGUGAAGAACUUCUUGCUGAAAACCCUCCACCUUCAAGGCCGGGAAAAGAAGGUCGACAACUUUACUCUUGCAGAAGGUGUGAUGCCAGCGAGCUUCAAAGUUCAGAAAGAUGAGAGAUGUGAGCGUGUGAAAGAAACUCUAGAAGCUGAUUAUGGUGGAUCUGCAAUUGGAAGGGUUGCACCAAUGGAUUCUGGGUUUUGGUGGAUCAUUUUACUGAGGUCAUACUACAAGUGUACUAGAGAUCAUUCACUGGUAGAUAUGCCUGAAGUGCAGCAAGGCAUAAAAUUGAUCCUUAAUUUGUGCCUCUCUGAUGGCUUUGACACUUUCCCAACACUGCUUUGUGCAGAUGCUUGCUGUAUGAUUGACAGAAGGAUGGGAAUAUAUGGAUAUCCCAUCGAGAUUCAGUCACUUUUCUUUUUUGCGCUAAGAUGCGCCAAGCAGAUGCUGAAAGAUGUGCCAGACAACAAGGAAUUGCUUGACAAAAUAAACAAAAAGAUCAAAGCACUUAGUUACCACAUUCGCACUUACUACUGGCUUGAUUGCAUCCAGCUGAAUAACAUUUACAGGUAUCGCACUGAAGAAUACUCCCACACUGCUGUAAAUAAGUUCAAUGUAAGCCCAGAAUCAAUACCAGAAUGGUUGUUCGAGUUCAUGCCUCUGCAGAAAGGUGGUUAUUUCAUUGGCAAUGUCAGCCCUGCUCGCAUGGACUUCAGGUGGUUCUUGCUAGGGAACUGCAUUGCCAUCUUAAGCAGUCUGGCUACACUAGAACAACAAUCAGCAAUAAUGGACUUAAUUGAAGUGCGUUGGUCGGAAUUAGUUGGAGAAAUGCCCUUGAAAAUCUCUUAUCCAGCUCUAGAGGAUCAUGAUUGGAAGAUUGUCACUGGGUUUGAUCCCAAGAAUACUCGGUGGAGCUACCAUAACGGUGGAUCUUGGCCAGUUCUGCUGUGGUUGAUGGUAGCGGCCUGCAUCAAAACUGGGAGGCGUGAAACAGCAAGAAGGGCCAUCACUAUGGUGGAGGAACGCCUAGCUAAAGAUGGGUGGCCAGAGUAUUAUGAUGGAAUAACAGGACAAUACAUUGGGAAACAAGCAAGGAAGUACCAGACAUGGAGCAUUGCAGGCUACUUGGUUGCUAAGAAGAUGAUGGAGAACCAAAUUGAUGUUGCAUUGGUCUCACUCGAUGAAGACAAGACAAUCGCUAAGCCUAAGCUUACUCGUUCCGCCUCAUGGAGUGCUUCCUAGCUAGACGAUGUUAUUAGCAUUGGUCCGUUUUCUGAGACAUUACUGCUAAAGCUGUCCUCACUAUAGGAAUUAGUAUAAGGUUGUAAAUAAAGAUACACCGAAAGGCAAUAGAAGGUUUUACAAUGGUGGCUAGCUUGCUACCUUGGUGAUUACUCAUUUACUAGCCAUUUUUGAUUUGGCUUAAU
Messenger RNA from Amaranthus tricolor (Joseph's coat), 1954 nucleotides. Its product is annotated as probable alkaline/neutral invertase F. Bases 27 to 1769 code for a protein of 580 amino acids. NCBI's taxonomy places the organism in Eukaryota, Viridiplantae, Streptophyta, Magnoliopsida, Caryophyllales, Amaranthaceae. Gene Ontology annotation, biological process: sucrose catabolic process. The record is from RefSeq and is a predicted model, not a curated record. Gene Ontology annotation, molecular function: sucrose alpha-glucosidase activity; endo-alpha-N-acetylgalactosaminidase activity. The transcript has 4 exons.